AUGCGUGAGACGGGGAGGGAAAACCAGCGGCCCAUGUCGGCAGAGCAGACGCCGACGAGGCCCAAGAGCCCCAUUCUCUACACCUCGUACAGCGCCGGGAGCGAGGGGCGCCACACGGACGACCUCUUCCCGCGCAGGGACCGGCGCGUGCUCGUGCUCUACGUGGGCGGGACGAUCGGCAUGGCGCGGUCGCCGUCCGGCGUGCUGGAGCCGUCCAAGGGGUACCUGACGCAGGCGGUGCGAGGGAUGGGGGAGCUGCAGCAGCGGCCGGAAAUUGCCCCGUUUGACGUUAUUGAAUAUGAUGAGCUGCUCGACAGCAGCGACAUGGGGGCGCGCGAGUACCUGCGCAUUGCCGGGGACGUGGCCCACUACCACGAAGAGUACGACGGUUUCCUGGUUUUGCACGGGACGGACACGAUGCACUACAGCGCCAGCGCACUGAGCUUCCUCCUGAUGAAUCUCGCCAAACCCGUCAUCUUGACGGGCUCCAUGGUGCCGUUGUUUGAGCCCUACACAGACGCCCGGCGAAAUAUGGUGAUUGGCCUUAUGUUGGCCUCCAACCCCACCAUCCGCGAGGUGUGCAUUUUCUUCAAUGAUUGUCUGCUGCGUGGCAACUGCUGCACGAAGCUGCACCACACAUUUGGUGCCUUCUGCACCCCGAACUUCCCUCCGCUGGGGGUGGUGGAGUCGACAGGCUUCCACCUCCGCGAGCACCUGCUGCUGCCGCAGCCAAGUGGGCCUCUGCGGGUGCGGUCCAACAUGUGCGGAAGCGUGGUGGUCUUCGCGCUCCACGCAGACUGCGACAUGAAGCUGCUGAAGCAGCUGCUGACGGAGGACGAGCUUCCCGCCGCGCCAGAGGAAUCCCCCACCAAAAACGCCGAGGCUAAAGCCGGGCGUGAGCCGGGUCCCGAGGGCACAGGGCGGGAGGACGCUGGCGUUGAGGGCGGCCAGGAAAAAAGUUCUGCCGCCACCAACGCACCCCGGCGGCCACGGAAGUUGAUGGAUGCCGUGCUGUUUGAGAUCAACGGCGUUGGGGCCACGGACAGCGCGGUCUCCCUGGCGCUGCAGGAGCUGGCAAAUGUCGCCAAGGCAAAUGAUAUUGUCCUCUGCGUGACAACGGUGGAGCCCUACGGAAGCCUCUCACCCACGGAGGUUCGCCGACUGCGCAAAAUCUCGCCAGACCUCAUCUAUCUGUACAUGACGACGUCCGCGGCGGAAACGAAGCUGAUGUAUUUGUUUGGAAAGGGUCUCUCGCCGGCCGCCGUGAGAAAAAUGAUGCCGCGCAACCUCCGUGGUGAGGUCACCCCAGGCGACUCAUUUGAGUCUAAUUUGUAG
Messenger RNA from Trypanosoma conorhini, 1335 nucleotides. Its product is annotated as cytoplasmic l-asparaginase i-like protein. The record is from RefSeq and is a predicted model, not a curated record. The transcript has a single exon. NCBI's taxonomy places the organism in Eukaryota, Euglenozoa, Kinetoplastea, Trypanosomatida, Trypanosomatidae. The coding region runs from base 1 to 1335 and encodes 444 amino acids. Gene Ontology annotation, molecular function: asparaginase activity.